AUGAACGAUUUUGGGUUAAAUUCAACGGGUCAUAUAUUAGAUCAACUUCCUUCAUCUUCAAAUCAACAACAUAUUGUCAGCGAGGAUUAUUACGAUUUGGAUAGUAUUUUAGCAAUGAAAGCAAAUGUUCAUUGUGUAUUUGAAUCAGGAACUCCUCUUGAAAUCUUCCCAUUAAUUGGACAAAAGUUGCCCGAAUCAAUCAAAAAAACACAUCAAACUGUUGUUCCUGUUUGGUUACUUUCUGCAGGAAUUGGAGAUAUUUGUCGGUUUAACUUGCCAAAUGCUUUCAACAAAAUUAAUUCUGAUGUUAUUGCUGCUGGUUCAAAAAAAUUGGAAGCUACUCGUAUCGUAGCAAGACAGCGUUAUUUUUAUUUGUUGGGCAUCUUUCUGUGCAGGUAUUUGAACACCUCGGAAGCAAAAAGGAUUUCAACUACCUUAUUGGAUGGAUUUACUUCCAGAAUUGGACAAAUAAUUUCACUUGCUGUUGACACUAGUUUAAAACCUCGUGAUCUACUUGAUGAAAGUGAGAAAAUGCUUUUUUAUGCCAUUCAACACUCUGAACGUCUUCAACUUAAGUGGGUUAGACGUGAGCUUUCUCAUUCCAAACGACGAUCAACAAAGCGUAAAUUUAAUCAAGAAUGUGGUUCUUUUUUACUUUGA
Molecule: messenger RNA, 660 nt
Organism: Meloidogyne enterolobii
Lineage: Eukaryota; Metazoa; Nematoda; Chromadorea; Rhabditida; Meloidogynidae
Source: the annotation of a GenBank genome assembly